AACCUGUAAAAAACAAAAUUGUUAAAUUGUAAUGAAAUAUUAACUUUUUUUUAAGUUGCAUCUUGUAAGAAGAGAUGGAAGAAUCUUCGAGAUAAUUAUUUCAAACACAAAAAAAAUACAAAAAUGCCAACAGGCAGUGCUGCUUCUAAAAGCAAGAAACGAAAUCCCAUUUUGGAACAACUAUCAUUUUUAGAUAGUGUCAAACGCCAAAGAAGGGGGUUAACAAAUAACAGUGUGCAAACAUCAAAUAACGACAUGCAAAGUGGUGGCACCGAAGAAACUGUUAUGGUAUUAAAUACAACAGAAAAUGAUAAGGAUGAUGAUAAUGAUAAUGAUGAAGUAGAUAUAGAAAAUUUGUGUGACGAAAGGCCUACGCCAGCUUUAAACGAAACAAUAUCGUCAGGAUGCAGUGAGCCUAAGCAAAAAAAAAGAAAGCCAACUUUUGCAGGCGAGGUGUUAUCAGCAUUAAAAAAAAACCGGUUGGAAAGAGCUGCAAUAAUAUCGCAGAUGAAUAUGGCUCAAGCUACACCUGACGAUGAAACUGACACCUUCUUUAAAAGCUUGGCCUUGACUGUAAAACAAUUUCCGCCUCUGCUAAGAGCACAAAUAAAAAGAAAACUAUAUCAAAUAGUAUCGGACGCAGAAGUGGAUUUACUGCGGUCACUACCACCACAGCUGAGCUGUGAUAGCCCAUAUGAGUACUCUAGCACCAGUACAACACCGUUGCCGUCUCCUUCAAAUUGGGAGCAGCAAAAUGUACAUAAUGUGGACCAGUGUCAGGAUACGCAGCCCAAUGCUGACAUAGCAAAUUUGUUUAAUUCUUUUUCACAUAGUUAAUAAAAUAUUUUGUUCUGGAAUAAAGAAAAUUU
Molecule: messenger RNA, 869 nt
Organism: Onthophagus taurus
Lineage: Eukaryota; Metazoa; Arthropoda; Insecta; Coleoptera; Scarabaeidae
Source: RefSeq, a predicted model, not a curated record